GGCACGGCACAAUUUGUUCAGUCGAGUGGUGAGGGAGUCGGCUGUCGGGUGAUUCUAUCCGCCCGGCUUAUCGACAAAGGGAAAGUCCGUCGGUCGGUCAAGAUGCCGAAACGCGUCCAGCUCGUCGGUCGAUCGGUUUGCCCGUUGCUGCAUGCUGUUGCGUGUAGUUCAGACAUCUGGCCAAACUAUCCUGUUGUACUUUACACUAGAGGGCGCGCCGAUUACAAGCUGGCAUUUACAAAAUAAAUAUGGUUCUGUGUGAGUUCGCACAGCUGUCCCUGCCGGCACACAAAUAAGAUGAAACUGAAGAGGCUUUUCAAGAAAGGACGCAAUGCUGUCAUUACAGUGCUUUUUCCGCCCAACAAUACCUACACAAGUAUACGCAGGAUGGAUGACACAAGGAUGGGAGUCAGUACACAGACAUUGGUGUCUGUGGGAGGGAGCACUUCUUCUGCACCUGCCAAGAAAUUACCACAGUAUAUAGCUGCCAUAUUUGUGACUCUUGGAGCAAUGGCAGCAGGUACUACCCUUGCCUGGACCAGCCCAGCCAAUGCAGAACUUGACUGUGCUACGAAUAGUGGACAUUGUUACACUGCUAAUGAGCUUUCAUGGAUUGGUGCUUGUAUGCCACUUGGAGCUUUUGCAAUGGUCUUACCAAUUGGUUACCUCCUUGAUCUGGUGGGAAGAAAACUUACUAUGCUUUGUCUUGUUCCUCCAUUUGUUGCUGGAUGGGCAUGCAUUGUGUGGGGAGAUACAGUUGUUUGGCUGUGUGUAGGACGCUUACUGACAGGAGGAAUGGGAGGUGCAUUCAGUUUAACAGCACCUGUCUACACAAGUGAGAUUGCGCAAAAGGAAAUUCGAGGAACACUAGGAGGCUAUUACCAACUUAUGCUUACUGUGGGAAUACUGUUUGUGUAUUUGUUGGGACUAGGUGUAGAGCUGUUUUGGAUAUCCAUUGCAUGUGGUCUCAUGCCCAUCCUAUUUGCAGCAGCUUUUAUCUUCAUGCCUGAGACUCCAUUGUAUCGCCUGAAGCAAGGACGUGGUGAUGAGGCACGUAAGGCACUGCAGUGGUUCAGAGGCCCACACUAUGAUGUUGAACCUGAGCUAGCUGAAAUGAGAGAAUCUGUAGAGAGUUCAGCGAAGGAAAAGGUCUCUUUGUGGAAGGCCUUCAAUACACCAGCUGCACGAAAAGGAGUUCUUGUUGCUUUUGGCCUCAUGAUUUUCCAACAACUCAGUGGAGUAAAUGCUGUGAUAUUUUACACCUCCGACAUUUUUAAGAGCGCUGGGAGCGAUAUCGAACCUGCAGUAUCAACAGUCAUUGUGGGAGUUAUGCAAGUAGCAGCAACAUUUGUCUCUUCUCUAGUUGUGGACAAGCUAGGGAGGCGAAUUCUGUUGCUUGUCUCAGACAGUGUUAUGGCGUUGUGCUCAUUAUUGCUUGGUAUAUUUUUCCUCUUGCAAGAUCAGAAACAAGAAGGCCAGAUAGGAUGGCUCCCACUCGUUUCCAUGUGUCUUUUCAUUGUUGUAUUUUCACUUGGGUUUGGUCCCAUCCCAUGGAUGAUGAUGAGUGAGCUUUUUGCCCCAAGUAUUAAGGGUGUUGCAAGUUCAGUUGCAUGUCUGCUGAACUGGUUUCUUGCAUUUAUUGUCACAAAAUUCUUUUCUGACAUGAAAGAUGCAUUUGGUUCUGAUGUCACCUUCUUUAUCUUUGCUGCCAUUUCUACCCUUGGUACAAUCUUUGUUUUCUUCAUAGUACCAGAAACCAAGGGAAAGUCUUUGGAAGAAGUGCAGAGAGUACUUGGCGGAGAAGCUACUGAAGACAAAAGACAACAAGAUGAAGAGACAACUGCAGUAGAAAAAUUUUAAAUUGUUUAUUACAAAAAAUUAUUUACCACAGAGCUCACCUUUUUGUACUGUAGUAAUAGUCUAUGGUGAAUAACAACACAUGACUACUAGGAAGAAAGUAUGUCAGCUUUGCAGUAGUGAAACACAGCUGCAGCAGAACAAGACUGCAUGUGUACAUGUGCAUGUGUGCGUAUGUAUGUGUGCACGCGCCCACCCGCGUGUGAUAAAGAAGAGAGAAAAGGAUAGGAAUGCUUAUACAGAAGCAUUAUAUAGCUAAUAGUGCUGAAAGCGUGACACAUGAACUCAAAUAAUUAUUGUGUCAAGUCUUACAUUACAAUUUCUUUUAUUUUAAAUUUUUAGCACAAAGACUGCUGAAUUCCACUUGUGAUAAAGAGUGCUUAUUCAUGUCUGUUUAAUUAUCCCAAGUAAUUACUUUUGUAAGAAGUGCUGUUGCAGGCAGCCUUUUAUACACUGUUUGUAGACUCUGUUUGAGAGUUAAAAAUAAUGUGGGAAGAUUUUAAAAUAAUGACUCUGACCAUCAGAAUAUUUAUAACUCCAUACAGAAAAGCUGUUCGCUAGGGCAAGGAAUGUUACUUUCACAAAACUACAUUUUUGCUUUAUAAAUUUUCGCUGGAAAAGCAAAGAAUUUGACCAAUUUGGUAACAAUUAGGGAAGAAGACAACCUUACAUACCAGAAGAAAUCUAGAGCUGCACUUACUACUUAAUUUUCAAUUACAGAAAAAUAUAUUUAUAUAUAAUUUAUUUACUGUUUCAGAGCUGUCAUUUUUAAAAUGUUGCACUUCUUUGAAGCUACAUGUAAAAUUCUAAUAAUUAGGUAGGAAUCAAUGUAUAUAUUUAUUAGUGCCAUUAUUUUGUGAUAAACAACAAUUUUUGUGAAGCUCUUUGUUGAAAGUAACUGUGAUGAUGUAACGUUUGAUUACUAUUAAUUUUGGCAGCAAGAACUUAAGCUUCAUGGCCUUCAUCCCAAUUAUUAUU
Schistocerca gregaria is the source of this 2835-nucleotide messenger RNA. It is a transcript of the gene nebu, whose product is annotated as facilitated trehalose transporter Tret1. NCBI's taxonomy places the organism in Eukaryota, Metazoa, Arthropoda, Insecta, Orthoptera, Acrididae. Gene Ontology annotation, cellular component: membrane. The transcript has 5 exons. Gene Ontology annotation, molecular function: sugar transmembrane transporter activity. Bases 298 to 1860 code for a protein of 520 amino acids. The record is from RefSeq and is a predicted model, not a curated record. Gene Ontology annotation, biological process: carbohydrate transport; transmembrane transport.